UUCGACCCGAAUUCAAAGCCCAUCUUGAACUCACAUCACCACUCAAUCGCUGCAACACUGACAACGUCCUACCGUACCGGGCACACACCUAGCUUCUCGCGAGAAUCUCGGUUAGAACCUGAAGAUAAAGAAUAUUGUCCGCUAUCCCAGCGCCUAGCUUUUUCUACCACCAUUUCCAGAGUUAUGAAACGACCCUUAUCCCCGUCGCCGGCCAGCGAUCUGGCAGAGCAGCCGGUCAAAAAGACUGUUCGGACCCAUGAGGAGAACAGGGAGCGCGCGUACAUCGCCGCCUCGCGCAGGGCCGACAGGCCCCUUGGACAACGCAUGGAGUCUGCGAGGAAAGCGUCCGACUGCCACAAGCUUCGAACCGGCAAGGGGCUCAAGGUCACGGCCCAAGCAGUUAUGGGCGACGAGCAGUACGAGAGCGAGGAGGAGGAGCAGAAGCCCCGUCGUUCCAGCUGUCCCGUAGGAAUCCCCUCCAAACCCCCCAUCGACAACUACGACGCGGUCGAUGCCCUCUUCGCCAGGGCCUUCCCCGGCAUCCAGCUCAACGCGGACCGCGUCGCCGCCCAAGAGGGGCAGCAACACCAGCAACCGUCCCGACCCCACCCCCACAGCCACCGGCGCAACUACUCCGACCCCUUCUCGCCAGCCGUGGGCGGCGGCUACGCUCCGCAUUUCCAGCAGCACGCGCCCGUACUCGCGCCCAUGCUCGGGCCGGCCCAAGUCCACGCCCACACCCCAGCCCAUCCCCCCUCUCCCAUCUCGUCCAUCGCGUCCGCCUCGCCCGCCGGGUCGGUCCCGUACCCCCCGCCCCCGUCCGCCCACGGCGCAGACGGCUUCCACACCGGCCUGCGCACCCCGCACUCCAUGUCCCCGCCGGAGGUGCGUGGCCAGAGCCCGCACAUGGCGGCCGGUAUGGUGGCGGCGGCGGCGGCGGCGUACGGCGGGAAUGGCUCCGAGGGGCAGGAGCUGUAUUUCUCGUAUAAUGUUAAUCAUAAUGGCGCCAAUCUCAAUGGCGGCAACUUCGAUGGCGGGCAUCUCGAUGACGAGGAUGUGCUCGAGCGCGACCUGCGCGAGCUCCGCGGGCUGUGCAAUAUCGGCAACGGUGGCGGCGUCGACGAACUCUGUCGCUUCCUCAACCAGUCGCUGCCGUCGACCCUGGAGGAGUUCCGGUUCCCGGCCUUCGAGCCCGCGCAGGCACCCGCGUACACACCCGCGCAGCACCCCUCCGACGGCCUGUCGUUGAUCGAUCCGGAUAUCUUUCGGUAUGGACUGGAGUUGGUAUGGGUUGGGGUCGGUAUGGUUUAUGAAAAUGGCGUCGAACGGGUAACUGUUUAAUUAGUAGUCAUAGGAGUAAUGAAUAAUGGAAUUAAAUCGACAUCACUAGUCCUGUGAAGUGUCAUGUUGGGAUGUGGUUCGAACACGAGGGUCGGUUGAGGACGUUCUGGAAUCUUUGUUGUGAGAAUACCGGUCGGGUGUAAGUCGGGAUAAUAGCAACAGAAGGACAUGCUUCUGUUGGGGGCUAAAACAGACACUUUCAUCAACGCAAGAAGACGAGUUUCAUCAAGGCAUGAGAAAGGGGUUUUAUUA
Messenger RNA from Chaetomium fimeti, 1593 nucleotides. RefSeq lists its product as uncharacterized. The transcript is spliced from 3 exons. The coding region runs from base 184 to 1341 and encodes 385 amino acids. The record is from RefSeq and is a predicted model, not a curated record. NCBI's taxonomy places the organism in Eukaryota, Fungi, Ascomycota, Sordariomycetes, Sordariales, Chaetomiaceae.